Messenger RNA from Pungitius pungitius (ninespine stickleback), 2019 nucleotides. It is a transcript of the gene rps6kb1b, whose product is annotated as ribosomal protein S6 kinase b, polypeptide 1b. Gene Ontology annotation, biological process: peptidyl-serine phosphorylation; signal transduction. Gene Ontology annotation, molecular function: protein serine/threonine kinase activity; ATP binding. Bases 118 to 1617 code for a protein of 499 amino acids. The record is from RefSeq and is a predicted model, not a curated record. NCBI's taxonomy places the organism in Eukaryota, Metazoa, Chordata, Actinopteri, Perciformes, Gasterosteidae. The transcript is spliced from 15 exons.
AGUGCGCAUGCUCAGUGUAGUAGCCGGUUAUGGCGGCGGUGUGUGUUUGUCCAUGAGGUGGGGGGACGCCUGCUAUUCUUGCGGUCUGUGACGGAGCCAUCCGAGCGAAGCGCUGCCAUGGCUGGUGUGUUUGACAUUGAUUUGGACCAGCCGGAGGAAAAUGUCUCCGACGAUGAGAACGAGGAGGUUCAAAUCACUGAUAUCAUGGACCAGUGCAGUGGAUUUGAGUUCAACAUGGACGACUGUGAGAAGAUUGAGAUAUCGGAGGACAACGUCAAUCAGGGGACGGAGAACAUCCGACCCGAGUGCUUUGAGCUGCUGCGGGUCCUGGGGAAAGGUGGCUAUGGAAAGGUGUUUCAAGUACGAAAAGUUGUCGGAGCUGCGUCAGGCAAAAUAUUUGCCAUGAAAGUUUUAAAAAAGGCCAUGAUUGUACGCAACGCCAAGGACACGGCCCAUACGAAGGCAGAGAGGAACAUCCUGGAGGAGGUGAAGCAUCCCUUCAUAGUCGACCUCAUCUACGCCUUCCAGACAGGAGGGAAGCUGUAUCUCAUCCUGGAGUACCUGAGCGGGGGAGAGCUCUUCAUGCAGCUAGAGCGGGAGGGCAUCUUCAUGGAGGACACGGCCUGUUUCUACCUGGCAGAGAUCUCCAUGGCUCUGGGCCACCUGCACCAGAAGGGCAUCAUCUACAGAGACCUGAAGCCUGAGAACAUCAUGCUCAACAACCAUGGGCACGUCAAGCUGACAGACUUCGGCCUGUGUAAAGAGUCGAUUCACGACGGCACUGUCACCCACACCUUCUGCGGGACCAUCGAGUACAUGGCGCCUGAGAUCCUGAUGAGAAGCGGACACAACCGAGCGGUGGACUGGUGGAGUCUGGGCGCUCUGAUGUACGACAUGCUCACAGGGGCGCCACCGUUCACCGGUGAAAACCGCAAAAAGACCAUUGAUAAGAUCCUGAAGUGUAAGCUCAGCCUCCCACCCUACCUCACACAAGAAGCAAGAGAUCUCCUGAAACGGUUGUUGAAGAGAAACGCCUCCUCGCGGCUGGGAGCGGCGGCGGGAGACGCCGCGGAGGUGCAGGCGCAUCCCUUCUUUAAGCAGAUCAACUGGGAGGAUCUACUGGCUCGGAAAGUGGAGCCCCCCUUCAAACCUUCCCUGCAAUCAGCUGAAGACGUGAGUCAGUUUGACUCCAAGUUCACCAGUCAGACGCCGGUGGACAGCCCGGACGACUCGACGCUCAGUGAAAGUGCCAAUCAGGCCUUCCUGGGUUUCACAUACGUCGCUCCGUCAGUCCUGGAAAACAUCAAAGAAAGGUUUGCAUUUGAGCCAAAGAUCCGCUCACCUCGGCGCAUCGCGGGUAGCCCUAGAACACCUCUCAGCCCGGUCAAGUUCUCCAGCGGGGACUGCUGGGCCCGGAGCCCCCAUGUCCCCGGCGCGGGACCCAGCGUCCUCCAGUCACCUCAGGACCAGGCCAUGGAGCUGUCCAACCCGGAGCAGAUGGACGUCACCACGAGCUCCGAGGCCUCGGCCCCCCUCCCCAUCCGUCAGCCUCAGAUGAAGCCGCAGGCCUACCCCAGCCUGGCCAAGCGGCCCGAGCACCUACGUAUGAACCUAUGACCCCGCCGCGCCUCUUUAGGGAACUCUACUCCUUGACUCUUUUUUUAUUUUUUUGUUUUAUUUUAUUUUUUUAAGAAACAAAGCAAAAAGAUACGGAUGCCAGAGACGAUUCAAAUCCAAAACUCGCACACCGUCACGACCCGGGAGUUUGUGCGUGUGCCUGCGAGCCCGUUCUGCCCCUGACACCCCGUGACGGUCUCGUGAGCGUUUCCUUCCUCGUUGAACCGGACUCGUAGGACUGGGAGCCGAACGCAGCGUAUGACACAGUAUGCAAGCUACUCACUCCCAACAUGCCGUCAGUCUGCUGUACGAGAUGGCGUCCAAAGUGCUUUGUGCUAUUUGAAUGAAAGCCAGUGAGGCUAACUGCUUCUUCUCAGACAAAAAAAAAAAAAAAAAAAGAAA